UUAUUGUAAAAACCUGUUACACAGUGUACUCAAAAAAAAUUUAAUAACUCCGACGGUACGUGUGAAUAAAGAUCUACUAAAUAUUACACAAAACUAAUAAAUAUGUGUUUAUACUUUUACGACUCUUUACUUUUAAUAAGUAGCAUUCUUAUAUUAGCAGUAUUCAUACAAACUGCAAGUACAAAUAAUGGCCCCGGAAUAUCGUCGUGUACUUAUAGUGGUACUUGUCAUGGCAAAGGAAAUAACGGUUCAUCGAAUAGCGCGAAUGACACGAAUGGCGCGAAUGGCACAAAUGGCACAAAUGGCACAAAUGGCACGAAUGGCACGAAUUCGGACAUACCGGAAUCGUGCACUGCUUUAAUUAUUGAUGGUUUUUAUGUAGAUGUGAAUUACAACAUUAAAUAUCCUAAUAAAGAAAACUGGGAAGGAAUAGUGAAGAAUUCUGAUAAGAAUAUAUUUUUAUUAUAUGGUCACACAAGUUAUGUUGAAUGGACUCAAGUGCUUGGUUGUGAAGCUUGUAAUGACGGAACCAACUCAAAGGAUGAAAUGAAAGCCUUAGGAGAAUUUUUGAAAAAUUAUGAUGGGAUAAAUGGUCUUAUUCUAACAAAUCUAGAACCUAGUAGUGAUUCCAAGGAAUUCAAGAAUUAUACUGAAAAUUUGAAACAAUAUAUUGAAGUGAUGAAAUCAAAUAUUUCUGAUUUAUCUAUUGGCAUUUUAAUUAGCGGGAAGUUUCUGAUAGAUCAAUAUACCAACCCACCGUUUCCUUGGUUGGAUUUCAAAAAACUAAAUCCGACUGUGGAUUUCUACGUUAUAAGCGUGGAAACAUUAAAUGAUUGCUCUGACGAAUUUAUAGAAGGAAUAGCUCCAAUGAAGGCAAAUUCAACAACUAAAUCGAAUUAUACAUUGAUGUAUUUAAAAAGUAUUUUACCAAAGACGUCUAUUCCAAAACAAAAUACAUAUUUUAAAUUUAAGUUGAGUCCUACAUCAAGUGAUGCUUCAGAGACUAAUGUGACCACUCAACAGAUAUGCGAAGAUUCAAAUUCUACAAGUUCUUGGUGUGUGGAUUCUAUAAAAACAUUUAAUGAAAAAGGUAAAUUUGCCAAAUCUGUUGGGGCAGGAUUUAUGGUUAGUAAUAUAAACGACGAUGAUCCUGGAAAUGAAUGUAAAUGUAAAAGCUAUCCCUCAUUCAAUGCUAUACUAGAUGGUUUUAAUGGUAAAUCCACAAAUAAAUGUGCUUCAUUAAACAGAACUUAGAUUCAUAAAGCAUAAACAACUUUUGGAUUAUGACCAUAACCUUGUAUUAGAUAAUUUUUGCGUUGUUUAAUUUUCAUUCUUAUUUCUAGAAACUCAUAUGGCCGUAACUGAUGGAUAAAUUUAGAGGUUAAGAUCCCACCCAAUUUCUUUUAAAAAAUUGAAUAAAUUAGCAGUCGAGAUAUUGACUGUUGUAACAAGAAUAAUUAUUUUAUUUUUUUUUGGUAAAAUAAUAUAAAAUAAAUAUUCUAUUUAAAUCAACAUCCAAAAUUUA
Melanaphis sacchari is the source of this 1525-nucleotide messenger RNA. RefSeq lists its product as uncharacterized. The transcript is spliced from 8 exons. NCBI's taxonomy places the organism in Eukaryota, Metazoa, Arthropoda, Insecta, Hemiptera, Aphididae. The coding region runs from base 103 to 1254 and encodes 383 amino acids. The record is from RefSeq and is a predicted model, not a curated record.